CACUUCCGGUCUGUUCCUGUUCCGUCUGUGGCUCGUUGCACACUCUCAAUUCUGUUUGUGCUGUUUUCGGAUAAAUAAUCAUGUCCCUGGAAGUGGAAUCCGCAGACGUGAUCCGUCUGAUUAUGCAGUACUUGAAAGAAAACAACUUGCACCGAACUCUUGCCACACUGCAGGAGGAGACCACCGUGUCUUUGAACACGGUGGACAGUAUAGAGAGCUUCGUGGCAGACAUCAACAGUGGCCACUGGGACACUGUCCUGCAAGCCAUCCAGUCCCUCAAGCUCCCGGAUAAGACCUUGAUAGACCUUUAUGAGCAGGUUGUGCUCGAGCUGAUUGAGUUGAGAGAGCUGGGAGCAGCCCGUUCACUCCUCAGGCAGACAGACCCCAUGAUCAUGCUCAAACAGAACCAGCCGGAGAGAUACAUCCACCUGGAGAACUUGCUGGCUCGGUCUUAUUUUGAUCCCAGAGAGGCAUACCCAGACGGCAGCAGUAAGGAGAAGCGUCGGGCGGCCAUCGCCCAGGCUCUGGCUGGAGAGGUCAGCGUGGUGCCGCCGUCUCGUCUCAUGGCUCUGCUGGGACAGUCUCUGAAGUGGCAGCAGCAUCAGGGUCUCCUCCCGCCUGGUAUGACCAUCGACUUGUUCCGAGGUAAAGCUGCCGUGAAAGACGUGGAGGAGGAGCGCUUUCCGACUCAGCUCACCAGACACAUCAAGUUUGGACAGAAAUCUCACGUGGAGUGUUCCCGAUUCUCCCCUGACGGUCAGUAUCUGGUCACUGGAUCUGUGGACGGCUUCAUUGAGGUGUGGAACUUCACCACAGGCAAAAUCAGAAAGGAUUUGAAAUACCAGGCUCAGGAUAACUUCAUGAUGAUGGAUGACGCAGUGUUGUGUAUGUGCUUCAGCCGAGACACAGAGAUGCUGGCCACCGGAGCCCAGGAUGGAAAGAUCAAGGUGUGGAAGAUCCAGAGCGGUCAGUGCCUGAGGAGGUUUGAACGUGCACACAGCAAAGGAGUAACGUGUCUCAGCUUCUGUAAAGACAGCAGCCAGCUCCUCAGCGCCUCCUUUGACCAAACCAUCAGAAUUCACGGACUGAAAUCGGGUAAAACUCUGAAAGAGUUCCGCGGCCACUCCUCGUUCGUAAACGAAGCCACGUUCACUCCAGACGGCCAUCACAUCAUCAGCGCCUCCUCCGACGGCACGGUUAAGGUGUGGAACGUAAAGACCACCGAGUGCUCCAGCACCUUCAAGCCUCUGGGCACGUCGGCCGGCACCGACAUCACGGUGAACAACGUCAUCCUGCUGCCCAAGAACCCCGAGCACUUCGUCGUGUGUAACCGCUCCAACACGGUGGUCAUCAUGAACAUGCAGGGCCAGAUCGUGAGGAGCUUCAGCUCCGGUAAGAGGGAAGGCGGUGACUUUGUGUGCUGCACCCUGUCGCCCCGAGGCGAGUGGAUCUACUGCGUGGGUGAAGACUUCGUGCUCUACUGCUUCAGCACGGUCACCGGCAAGCUGGAGAGAACGCUGACGGUCCACGAGAAGGAUGUGAUUGGCAUCGCCCACCACCCCCACCAGAACCUCAUCUCCACCUACAGCGAGGACGGCCUGCUGAAGCUCUGGAAGCCCUGAAGCCUCGUCCAGGAGGAGAAACGGACCUUCUCGCUCAGCAGCUCGCCGCCUCUCAGCUCUGUUUUGGUCAUUUUUCAAACCCGUGGAGGAUCUCGAGCACAUGUGGAAUUUCACAUUAGCAUCGACGAGAACAGAUGCGUGGAAUGAAAAAAGAUGGUUUUUGUAUCACUGAAAGCUAAAAGUGGGAAAACUCACAGCAGGUUGACACAACAGAGCCUUAUUCACGCCAGAUUCUAAUCGAUACCUUAUUUACAUUGUUUUACGACGUGGUUUGAUAUGUAUGUCAUAAACUAAGAGUGCCUGUUGUGUGUAAACGUGUGUUUGUUUGUUUUGUUUUUUUAACACUUUCUGCACUCAUCCCAGAAAACACAGGACGUGUGAUCAUCCCAACCUGACAGAUACUUUUUAAUUUAAGAUCUGAACAGUGAAAAACUGUCAUUCAUAACACAUUUUAAGCCACUGUCCAGUAAAUAAGGCUCUGCUGUUCAACUCCUGGCUUGGCUGCCUCUCAGCUAUGAAUUUACACCAAAUGUUCACACUCUGCAUCCUUCACUGUGUUUCAUACACUGACCAAACAGGACGGACAGGAGUUCAGUGAGGACUGUAGAUACAAUUAUUUCCUGUCUUCACAUUUUAUUUUUUGUAAAUAUUUUUUAUUAGUGUUUUUUCCAAGAAGACCUGGUUAAAUAGUGACUUUUCUGAAUUGAUUUGCUGAAAUGUUAUUUUCAGUCACAGCCAGCAGUUGCAUCCGUUCAGACAUCAUUGUCGAUCAUUACAAUUUAUAAUUUUUUAAAAAAAGGAUUUUCUCACUUUGUGUCUCCCGUUUUUGGAUUUUCUUUGUCAUUCAUUUGAAUUUCCCACAAAUUCAGACGUUCCAGACCUGAACUGUGCAGAUGAGACUUUUCUUUAUCUGAGCCAAUAAAAGCUAUUUGACCAGA
Salarias fasciatus (jewelled blenny) is the source of this 2560-nucleotide messenger RNA. It is a transcript of the gene smu1a, whose product is annotated as SMU1 DNA replication regulator and spliceosomal factor a. The coding region runs from base 81 to 1622 and encodes 513 amino acids. The transcript has 12 exons. Lineage: Eukaryota; Metazoa; Chordata; Actinopteri; Blenniiformes; Blenniidae. The record is from RefSeq and is a predicted model, not a curated record. Gene Ontology annotation, molecular function: protein binding. Gene Ontology annotation, biological process: mRNA splicing, via spliceosome.